This is a messenger RNA of Alligator mississippiensis (American alligator), 1729 nucleotides long. It is a transcript of the gene MLC1, whose product is annotated as modulator of VRAC current 1. Lineage: Eukaryota; Metazoa; Chordata; Crocodylia; Alligatoridae. The record is from RefSeq and is a predicted model, not a curated record. Gene Ontology annotation, cellular component: cytoplasmic vesicle; endoplasmic reticulum; plasma membrane. Bases 275 to 1414 code for a protein of 379 amino acids. The transcript has 13 exons. Gene Ontology annotation, biological process: regulation of response to osmotic stress.
GCACGAGGCACUUCGAAUGCGCAUGCACGGGGGUGACGCUGGGAUGAAGUGUUGUGAGCGGGAGCAGCAGAGCCGGCGGACCUGAAGUCCCUCAACCCGCGGGAUGGGGCGAGGCAAGGCGAGGCGAGGCAAGGCGCAGGUUGUUGAAAGCCAAAGUGGAAGAGAAAACUUUUCAAAAGCAGCAUGAAUCACUAACCAGUGAGAAUAUCACAAAGUAUAGAGACAACUCUACCAAACUAUUUUAACUGACAACUAACUUUUCAAUUUAAGUGUUAUGACCAGGGACGAAGGAUACAGAGAAGAAUUUAGCUAUGACAGAAUGCCAACUUUGGAGCGUGGAAAACAAGAGAAUGGAAAUUAUGUACCGGAUAUCAAAUCCAGUGACCUUCAGCUAUCGAAGAGACUUCAUCCUUGUUUUACUUAUAAAACAUGGAUCUUUUCUUUCUUGAUGGGGACUUGCCUGUUUUUGACUUCUGGAUUUUCACUUUAUCUGGGAAAUGUUUUUCCAUCUGAAAUGGAUUAUUUACGUUGUGCAGCAGGUUCAUGUAUUCCUUCAGCAGUUGCGAGUUUUGCUAUAGCAAGAAACAAAGUUCACGUGAUAUCCAAUUUUCAGAUUAUGUUUGUCUCUACAUUUGCUGUUACAACAACGUGUCUCAUUUGGUUUGGAUGCAAACUUGUCCUCAAUCCAUCAGCAAUAAAUAUAAAUUUCAAUUUGAUUCUGUUGAUUCUACUGGAAAUCUUCAUGGCAACUACUGUGAUCAUUUCAGCUAGGUCUAAUGAAGACUGCUGUAUGAGGAAACAAAAUACUGCAUAUGACAAUAACAGCAUGUUGAGCAAUGUCAGCUUUCCCACUCGGCUCUUGAAAUCCUAUUCAGUAAUUGAGGUGAUCAUUGGAAUUUCAGCAGUAUUUGGUGGCAUAAUUGCUCUGAAUAUGGAUGUGUUAGUAUCAGGUCCAUCUCUUUCAGUGACUUUCUUUUGGAUCUUAGUGGCUUGCUUUCCAAGUGCCAUUGCAAGUCAUGUAGCUGCUGAAUAUCCAAGUAAAUGUUUGGUUGAGGUCCUGAUUGCCAUAAGCAGCAUCACUUCUCCAUUACUAUUCACAGCUUCUGCAUACUUAUCCUUCAGUAUCAUGCGAGUUGUGGACAUCUUUAAAAAUUAUCCACCUGCUGUUAAACAAUCUUACGAUGUACUUCUGUUACUUCUGAUGCUGAUCCUGUUAGUUCAGGCUUUUCUUACCACUGGCACUAUUAUACAGUGUGUAAAUUACAAAACAAAAAUGAAAUUGCAUGACUCAUCUUGGACUAUUCCACAGAUUAAAAAAACAGAGUACAGAACAGCGGAGGUCUCCAAUAAUACCAUGAAGGAUUUUGACAAAGACAAAGCCUGGAAAGCUGUUGUAGUGCAGAUGGCUCAAUAACUUGGAUUCCACGAAUGCUGCCAAACAAUACAAUAAUUUGACUUUUGGACUCAAGACUUUUAAACUCUGCAGUUUGUAAACAACGUGAUAGCUAAAGAUGUAGAGGCCAAGGAAUAACAGUUUAUUUACAAGAAAAUACUGUAGCCUUCUAAUAAAGUUGAAAUAUAUAGAUAUUUCCUAAUGUCCUAAUCUUUUGUGUAAGGAUGUUAUUAGUUUAUUGUUAGCGUCUUUGCUUUAAAGAUCCUUUUGGAAAGAAGAUCAUUAAUCAUAUAGGGUUAUACAUUUAUGAAUUUUAAAUAAAUAUGGCAACAUGCA